AUGGCCCUUGCCAACUCCCGGAUAACUCGCACAGGCCCCAGAUAUUUGUCGUCCCCCCUUCGGUGUUUCCAUUCGCAAGGUAUUAGUGGUUCUAGCUUAACAUAUGCCUCUAGCCCUAUCGGGAAUGCCCUCAUCUGCACUAUGUUCCCUGAGUCCGUUUCACCUUCUUCGAAGGCAUAUUCAAUUGAGGAGAUGGGGUUGGACUCAAUGUCACUUCCCGCCCAACCAAACUCUUCCGGUGGAAUGGCGGCCAAGGGUUCCACGACUUCCACUUCCGCGUCUACCUAUGCGUCUUCUUCGUCUAGCGGUUCUUCUUUUGGAUAUUCCUCCAGAUCUUCCUCCUCAGGCUCGGGCUCCUCUUCAUUCUCUUUAUCCAUCGUCUCCUCAUGGACUGACUUUGAAGUUUUCGCUCCUGCCUCUGGGUUGGUUAAUAAGGGUUCUUGUUCAGGUUCGGGAUCCGAGAGCCAGUCCUCGUUAUGA
Molecule: messenger RNA, 480 nt
Organism: Camellia sinensis
Lineage: Eukaryota; Viridiplantae; Streptophyta; Magnoliopsida; Ericales; Theaceae
Source: RefSeq, a predicted model, not a curated record